Molecule: messenger RNA, 1281 nt
Organism: Paraglomus occultum
Lineage: Eukaryota; Fungi; Glomeromycota; Glomeromycetes; Paraglomerales; Paraglomeraceae
Source: the annotation of a GenBank genome assembly
AUGUCUAUCUCUAGUCUUAAAACUAUGGCGACGGGAGAGUCGACCUGCAAACACGACGAGUGCAUGACUGCUGUCGAAUGGAAGGGUACUCGCACUAUCAAAGUCAAUGAGCACAGGCCAAAGUCAAAGCUUGCGGACCCAACGGAUGCGAUUGUCCGUAUUAUUUAUACCACGAUAUGUGGUUCGGAUCUCCAUUUAUACCAUAACGAGAUUCCUGGAAUGCAAGAUGGCGAUAUAGUUGGACAUGAAGGUGUGGGCGUUGUCGAAGAGGUUGGAGCUAAAGUGACUAAAGUACAGCCUGGGGAUAAAGUUGUCAUCUCAGCAGUUAUUGCUUGUGGAGCGUGCGACUAUUGUAAGGAACGCAUGUACAGUUGCUGUGACACUACCAAUCCAAGAGACAGAAUUGCCGCUCUGUUCGGCUAUUCUCACAUCACUGGAGGAUACGAUGGAACUCAGGCUGAAUAUGUUAGAGUCCCGUAUGCCGAUACCAACCUUUUGCAUAUUUCUCAGGAUACCUUUUCGAAGCUCCAGGAGAAGCUUUUGUUAUUGUCUGACGUCGCUUGUACGGGAUGGCAUGCUUGCGAAUUGAGCGAAGUAGGACACGGCGAUGUUGUGGGUAUAUGGGGAUGCGGUCCUAUUGGGCUCAUGGCUGCUUCAUGGGCCAAGAAUCGUGGAGCGUCGCGUAUCAUUGCGAUCGAUGACAUUCCUAGUCGCCUCAAAUUGGCACGAGAUAUUGGAGCAGAAACUAUCAAUUUUAAGGAAAUUAAAAAUACAGUGGGCAAAAUACGUGAAUUGGUUCCAAAAGGCCUUGACGUCGGUAUUGAUGCGGUCGGAUUCAGAUAUGCUUCGAAGAGUAUGAGGCACAAAGUGGAAAAGAUGUUGUAUGCGGAGACUGACAGCGUUGAUGUUGUGGACGAAGUUGUCAAAUCUGUUAAGAAAGGCGGAAGGAUUGCCCUCAUUGGCGACUAUAUUGGAGUGGCUAAUCACUUCCCAAUUGGCGCCCUCAUGGAAAAGUCACUGACCCUUCGCGGUGGCCAACUUCAUCCUCAAAAAUACUGGCCAAUUUUACUUCCCAAACUUUUGAGCGGCGAAGCCUUUGUUGAUUUUUUCACUCAUCGCAUGCCGCUGACCGACGCGCCGAGGGCAUAUAAAGUUUUUGAUGCCAAGGAAGACGACGUAGUGAAGAUCGUUUUAACCACAAAGGCAACAGAUGAUCUUGGUUCCUCUAGUGUUGAAAGCCGUCCCAUCGAAGCAACCGUCAUAACAGAAACGAUUGUGUAA